This is a messenger RNA of Erpetoichthys calabaricus (reedfish), 2636 nucleotides long. RefSeq names its product histone chaperone ASF1A-like. Lineage: Eukaryota; Metazoa; Chordata; Cladistia; Polypteriformes; Polypteridae. Gene Ontology annotation, cellular component: nucleus. Gene Ontology annotation, biological process: DNA replication-dependent chromatin assembly. Gene Ontology annotation, molecular function: histone binding. The transcript is spliced from 4 exons. The coding region runs from base 267 to 881 and encodes 204 amino acids. The record is from RefSeq and is a predicted model, not a curated record.
AUCUGCCGAACUGUACGAGGGCUGUGCCCGCAGCUCCGUGCUGUGUGGAGUCACAGUAUAGCAAUCAAUGUGGGAACUGAGAGAGACCGAGGCACUGGCCGGAGCCACAGCAUGUAAACGGUUAAAGGCACUUGCCUACUGCCAGUGUGGGCUGCUGAUCAUUCUACGCAGCAUUAGCGAUGUGUGCUCAUAAACCCCGGCUUCUGUUGCGCUGGCACUAGAAGUAUUUUUUCUUUUGGGGGGGGGGGGGGGGGGGUCAGAAAAAUAUGGCAAAGGUGCAGGUGAACAAUGUGGUAGUGCUAGACAACCCGUCGCAUUUUUUCAAUCCUUUCCAAUUUGAAAUUACUUUCGAGUGCAUUGAGGAUUUACCUGAAGAUCUGGAAUGGAAAAUUAUAUAUGUAGGUUCUGCAGAAAGUGAAGAAUACGAUCAAGUUUUAGACUCUGUUCUAGUUGGUCCUGUUCCUGCAGGAAGACACAUGUUUGUCUUUCAGGCUGACGCUCCCAACCCAGGACUUAUUCCAGAUGCAGAUGCAGUGGGCGUUACUGUUGUUUUAAUCACUUGCACUUACCGUGGCCAGGAGUUCAUUCGCGUGGGCUACUACGUCAACAAUGAAUACACGGAACCUGAACUAAGGGAAAACCCCCCAGUAAAGCCUGAUUUUGCAAAGCUCCAGAGAAACAUACUAGCUUCAAAUCCUCGAGUUACAAGGUUCCACAUUAACUGGGAUGAUAACAGUGAGAAAGUGGAUGACUCCGAGAACACAAUUCCAAAUAUGCCUGCUGUACUUUCGUCAAACAAUUUAACUUCUGCUUCCAAGGGCCUAAUAGUCACUGGGAAUCCUUUAAAUCUUAUGUCAGAUUCACUUAUGAACUGUAUGUGACUUUAAUGGUAUUAUUUAUACAAAAGCAGUUUGUUAAACCUGUUCAGUUAUGAGGAUUAUAUAACCAUUUCCAAAGCUAAUGCAUAGUGUCAGAGAAAGCUUGUAAAAUCUAUAAAUAUAUUUUUUUAGUUCUAGAACUUGAGCAGUUUUUCAGUUGAUGUUAAAAACAGGUAUGUUGUGCUGUCCUUAACCCUGAUAUUCUUUUAGCAGUUUAGACAUUAGCUGCUCAGCAAAAGAUUACACUAUAACAUUAUCUAAAGAUAAUCCCAAGAGCAAGAUAAAAUUAGAUUGAAAUGUGGAGGGACAUAAUGCUGCUUUUUACAAAUUAUAGCCAUAAAUGUGAAGAAAAUUUAGGCCUGGGCAAAUGUAGAAGGAAUAUUUACCACCUGUGCCUUCUUUGUGUUAAUUUGCGUUGUCAGUCUGUACCUUGUUUACAAACAUGGUGUUGGUAUAUGUUGUUAAUGGUCAUCCAUUAUUUCAGCUAGUUCCAGAUCCAUAUCUAUUUGACAUAUUUUGUAACGAGUAUUAUAUCUUUGAUUUACUGUCUGUUGAAGUCAAUUUGGUUUUCUGGUACCAUUAACCGAGUGCCAAAUCAUAGAGUGGUGCUAAAUAGGAUAUUUGCCUGGGCCAAAAGAGACCUAUUAAAAUAUAAAACUAUAUAGGAGCCUAAAUUUAUAUUGUUUUACAGAGUUAUUAAGGGAUAGCAAUACAUGACUGAAAAAUUUUCCAAUCUUUUUAUUUGUUUUGACACACUAGAAUAGUGGGAUUAUGCCCUGCAUCAGGUAUGCCACAGUGCCCAUUGAUUUGCAUUUCAAUUGAGCCAUUACAUAAUGAAAUAUUCUGCUUCUUUAAAUAUUUGAAUUUGCUGUUAUUUAUUCUAGAAUCUGAUCGAGAUCUUAAUAGAAAGACAGAACAAAGCAGCAGGUGCAGGUAAUGUCUGUGCUCACUUGGGAAAAGAGUGAAAAAUGACAUCUCUUAAAGGAAAUGAUUUGCCAAAUCUGCACAUAAUACUAGAUGCUCCAAAUAGCAGGAGACAAAAAGCAUGAAAACACAAGUUGAAAUUACUUCUUUAACUAUUGUGUAAUAAUUAGCUUUUAUUCAAAGUCGUAUAAAGGUCUGAGCAGAAUUCCUGCAAUGUUUCCUCUAUAUUAGUACAUUCUUUAUCCAUUUAGUCAUUUGUCUUUACACCAUCCUGCUGUUGGUCUUGUCUAAUACUCUGAUUAUCUUGGCAACAUUGAUCGUAAAUACUGUUUCACAAGUAAACAGAUGGAAAAAGGUUUAAUCAAUAAAAUUAAUGUUUUAAUAAUAUUUUUUCAGUGAUUAAAAACUCAAAUUGAGUGAAGAGAACAGCCCAACAACAUUGUAGCCCAGAAUAAUUUAUAACCUGUGUUUUGGGGUAAAAUAUAUGUUUUCUCCUUCCAAAGUUUUCAAAGACUGGAGUUCUGCAUAAAAUUUGCCUAUCAUCUCAGAACCACAGGUUGUAAUAGAAAAAUAAGAAAGAUAUUGAGUAGUAUAAUGAAAUCACUGAAUCAAUGAAAAAAAUCAGUUUUGUCAACUCAACUGAUGAUAUCAGGCAAACUUCAGUUUUGAUUUAAUCAGUGUUGUUACAUUUUUAGUCACUGGAAUUUUAAAAGUUGAGCUAACACUACAAACAUUGCCAUCAUGAAGAAAAGACAUGAAUGGGCAGGAGCAUCACCCCGUUUGAGAAUGUAUUGUUUUGAUUUGUUUUCUGUAAUAAAAAUGUUAAAUACCUGA